GCAGCUCCUCCUCCUCCUCCUCCAAAAAUGUCGCAGGAGCUUCUCCUCUCGCCGCGGCGCUUCUUUUCUUUCCCUCUUUUCUUUUUCUCCCAGCGCCCCUAAAACCCCACCGAAUUUGCAGCUGUCACAGCCGGAAACAGCGAGCUUCACCCGGACGCACGAACCGGCCCUUUUCCCCUCCCCACCACUGAGGUGUUUAAACCCUCAGCCCGGCGCAUCCUCUCCCGCCCUCUCUCUCUCUCUCUCUCUCUCUCUCUCUCUCUCUCUCUCUCUCUCUCUCUCUCUCUCUCUCUCUCUCUCUCUCUCUCUCUUUUCAUCUCUCUCUGUCAUUGUCGGUGCCUCUCUCUCCUGAAUCCGCCGCAGAACUCCGCCGACCGUCCACCAGGUGACUGCGCGGAGCGGAAUAUUCAUCAGCACCGCCACAGUCGUCGUCUUUCAUCCCUCCGCUCCUUCGGACUCCACGGGGACCGGAGCUGCCGCAUCCCUGCAUCCUUCCUCCCCUCGCCCCGCACCCUCUCCCCCCUGCGCUGUCUCCUCUCAUCCGGUUCGGGACAUUCUCCGCUCCACGCACACGCAGAUUAACGGGGAUUCUGCCUCCCCGCCCGAACACUGAUGCUGAUGUCCUUGAGCUCGGCCUGCACGGUCCUGGUGGUGUAGCACUAGCCACCUCUAAACUGGAUCUGCUUCCUGCCUGUGAUUUAUCAGCCUCCUUUGCCCUCUUUCCAUCUGUCCAUCAUCGCUUCACUCCUGUCUGCGAGUCCACCAGCAUGUCUGUCCGCUUGUCCCCGGACCAGCCGUGACCCUGGAGGGAGGGGGACAGAGACGAGGAAAGAGUGGAGUCGCCGGGGAGACGGAGGAGAAGAAAGCUGGAUUCAUUCAGACGUCACGUCUCUGAAGUGCUCCUGCUCGCUGUCCUUCAUCCUCCUCACCCUCCUCCCUCUGUUAUGGAGAUUUAAAGGAGCAGUGGGAGGUUAGGUCAAGGUAGAUAGGAGGGGGAAAAAACACAACUACCACCCUUUACGAAGAAGUAAAAAAAAGACAAAAGAGAGAGAGGAAGAUUAAUUCAGUCACUCCGUUUAAAUAACAAUAACAAAGAAAAAAAAUUAAGCGCACAUGAACAACCCUUCACCUGCCAGACGAAGGAGGAGCUGAGUAGACUACGGAGAGAACGGACAAAAAACACAUCUAAAUUAUCUUACUGACAUGUCAACAACAGCAACAAUGGGGGAAAUGGCUAACAGCGCUGUGGAGUUUUAUCCCAAAGGGACUCGAGGCGGGGGCGGAGGAGGAGGAAGGGCAGAUGGCAGCCUCACAGGGGGAGACUUUGGGGUCACGGUGAAGGAGCUGAGGGAGCUGAUGGAGCUGAGAGGAACUGAAGCCCUGCAGAAAAUCCAGGAUGGCUACGGAGACACAGAGGGCCUCUGCCAGAGACUACAGUCCAGCACCACUGAUGGUGUCAGCGGCGACCCAGCAGACUUGGAACGUCGAUGUCAAACUUUCGGCCGGAACUUCAUUCCGCCGAAGAAGCCCAAGACAUUCCUGGAACUAGUGUGGGAGGCUCUACAAGAUGUCACCCUCAUCAUCUUGGAGGCUGCCGCCAUCAUUUCACUCGGCCUCUCCUUCUACCAGCCGCCUGGGAAGGAAAGUGAAUUGUGCGGGGAAGUGAGUGGCGGAGCGGAGGACGAAGGGGAGGCUGACGCAGGCUGGAUCGAGGGCGCUGCCAUCUUGCUUUCUGUUGUGUGCGUUGUCCUGGUGACGGCGUUUAAUGACUGGUCCAAAGAAAAACAGUUCCGGGGUCUGCAGAGUCGGAUCGAGCAGGAGCAGAGGUUUGCGGUGGUUCGGAAAGGAAACGUCAUCCAAAUUCCCGUGGCUGACAUGGUGGUGGGGGACAUGGCUCAGGUCAAAUACGGUGACCUGCUUCCAGCUGAUGGCAUCUUGGUCCAAGGCAAUGAUCUGAAGAUAGACGAGAGCUCCCUGACAGGAGAGUCUGACCACGUUCGCAAAUCUGUGGACAAGGACCCCAUGCUGCUCUCAGGAACCCACGUGAUGGAGGGCUCAGGUAGGAUGCUGGUGACAGCCGUAGGUGUCAACUCCCAGACGGGCAUCAUCUUCACCCUCCUUGGUGCCGGAGACAUGGAGGAGGAUGGAAAAGAAAAGAAAGGAAAACAAGCUGAUGGAGCUGUGGAGAACAAUCAGAAUAAAGCCAAGAAGCAGGAUGGGGGUGUUGCUAUGGAGAUGCAGCCCUUAAAGAGUGCAGAGGGAGGAGAAGUGGAGGACAGAGAGAAGAAGAAGACCAGUGUCCCAAAGAAGGAGAAGAGCGUUUUGCAGGGAAAGCUCACCAAACUGGCUGUGCAAAUCGGCAAAGCAGGUUUGGUGAUGUCAGCCAUCACUGUCAUCAUUCUGGUGCUGUACUUUGUCAUAAACACAUUUGUCGUUAAAGGUCAUACGUGGCUAACAGAAUGCACUCCGAUAUACAUCCAGUAUUUUGUCAAGUUUUUCAUAAUCGGAGUCACUGUGCUGGUGGUGGCUGUGCCAGAAGGCUUACCUCUUGCUGUCACUAUUUCUCUGGCCUAUUCUGUGAAGAAAAUGAUGAAGGACAACAACCUUGUACGGCAUCUGGAUGCAUGUGAGACCAUGGGGAAUGCCACGGCCAUCUGCUCCGACAAGACCGGCACGCUCACCACCAACCGGAUGACUGUAGUGCAGACUUACAUAGGUGAUGCGCACCAUCGUGUGAUCCCAGACCCUGGACUGGUCAAUCCUCGGACACUGGAUCUGCUAGUCAAUGCAAUCGCCAUCAACAGCGCCUACACCUCCAAGAUCUUACCACCAGACGUGGAGGGGGGUCUAGCCAAGCAGGUGGGCAACAAAACAGAGUGCGGCCUGCUGGGACUUGUCUUAGACCUUCAGCGGGACUACACCCCUGUAAGAGAGCAGAUCCCUGAGGAGAAACUCUACAAGGUGUACACAUUCAACUCAGUGCGCAAAUCUAUGAGUACUGUGAUCAAGCUGCCUGAUGGUACCUUCCGCCUUUACAGCAAAGGAGCCUCUGAGAUAAUGCUGAAAAAGUGUUCCUACAUCCUGGAUGCCAAUGGAGAAUCUCGCAGUUUUCGUCCACGCGACAGAGAUGAGAUGGUCAAACAGGUGAUUGAACCAAUGGCCUGUGAGGGGCUGAGGACCAUCUGCAUCGCCUACCGUGAUCUGCCCCCAAAUCCGGAGCCAGAAUGGGACAACGAGGCGGAAAUUGUGACAGAGCUGACCUGCAUCACUGUGGUUGGAAUAGAGGACCCUGUUCGGCCCGAGGUGCCGGAAGCCAUCCGGAAGUGUCAGCGCGCGGGCAUCACAGUGCGGAUGGUAACUGGUGACAACAUUAAUACAGCGAGGGCCAUCGCUGCCAAGUGCGGCAUCAUACACCCUGGAGAUGAUUUCAUCUGUCUGGAGGGGAAAGAGUUUAACCGGCGAAUCCGGAACGAGAAGGGGGAGAUUGAACAGGAACGUAUAGAUAAAAUCUGGCCCAAGCUGCGCGUGCUGGCUCGGUCCUCGCCGACAGACAAGCACACACUGGUUAAAGGCAUCAUUGACAGCAGCAUCGUGGAACAGAGACAGGUUGUCGCGGUAACAGGAGACGGGACUAAUGACGGACCAGCUUUGAAGAAGGCUGAUGUGGGCUUUGCCAUGGGUAUCGCCGGGACAGACGUGGCUAAAGAGGCGUCCGACAUCAUCUUGACUGAUGACAACUUCAGCAGCAUUGUCAAGGCCGUGAUGUGGGGACGAAAUGUCUACGAUAGCAUCUCCAAGUUCCUGCAGUUCCAGCUCACGGUCAACGUAGUGGCUGUCAUCGUGGCCUUCACCGGGGCAUGCAUCACUCAGGAUUCUCCUCUGAAGGCGGUGCAGAUGCUUUGGGUGAAUUUGAUCAUGGACACGUUUGCCUCGCUGGCUUUGGCCACCGAGCCCCCGACUGAAGCCCUGUUGCUACGAAAACCCUACGGUCGAAACAACCCGCUCAUCUCUCUCACCAUGAUGAAGAACAUCCUCGGCCAUGGAGUGUACCAACUGGUCAUCAUCUUUACUCUGCUGUUUAUCGGCGAGCGCAUGUUUAACAUCGACAGCGGUCGCAACGCGCCGCUCCACUCCCCGCCCUCCGAGCACUACACCAUCAUCUUCAACACCUUCGUCCUCAUGCAGCUUUUCAACGAGAUCAACGCUCGCAAGAUCCACGGAGAGAGAAAUGUCUUUGACGGCAUAUUUGGCAAUCCCAUCUUCUGCUCCAUUGUUUUGGGGACCUUUGCAGUGCAGAUUGUGAUCGUGCAGUGGGGAGGGAAGCCCUUCAGCUGCGCCCCUCUCAAUGUAGAGCAGUGGCUCUGGUGUCUGUUUGUGGGUGUUGGAGAGCUGCUGUGGGGGCAGGUGAUUGCCACCGUGCCAACAGAGCGGCUGCCAUGUCUGAAAGAGGCUGGGCUCGGCCUGGAGCCUGGGGAGGAGGAAGGGGAGGAGCUAGCGGAGGAUGAGGAGGAGAUUGACUGCGCUGAGCGAGAGCUGCGUCGCGGACAGAUCCUGUGGUUCAGAGGCCUCAAUCGUAUCCAGACUCAGAUGCGAGUGGUGAAAGCAUUCCGUAGCUCGCUGUACGAGGGCCGGGAGAGACCAGAAUCCCGCAACUCCAUCCACAACUUCAUGGCCCACCCAGAGUUCCUCAUCAACGACCUCAUCCACAACAUCCCGCUGAUCGACGACACUGACGUGGACGACGAAUCAGAGCUCAGCAGAUACCAGCACCUGCACCCGGCCCUCCGCAAGCCGCCGCCCCCCCCGGCCCAGCCCCCGGCCCGCACCAGGCCGACCCGACCCUAUCGCCAGUACAGCCUUCCAGUGACCCCGUGUAACCGCAACAACAACAACAACAGCAGCAGCAGCAGCAGCUCCACGGUCAGCAACAAGAACAACAUCAAAGUUUCCCCUGACAGCCAGAGUCACCACCACAAACAUCACCACAGCCACCACGGCAGGCCCAGGCCCGUGAAAGCCCCCGCCCCCCACCCAGCACAUCUCUUCUGCGUGGAGACGUCCUUAUAACUGGGAGAAAGGGAAUCCCAAACCCCACUAAGAUGAGGGGAGGGACGAAAGGGUUGAGCGUGAGAGAGGGCUGAGAACACACUGACAUUUUCAUCCAGUCGCCCUCAAAACAAGCUCACAGAAAAGAGGAGGGGCGGAGGGGCGGGGGGUGGAGAACGGCUGGAGACUUCUGCUCUCUGAGAACAACUUUUCCUCCCCUUUCCUCUCUCCGGCUCUCAGUUUGAUUUUCCACCUCGAUACCCCUGGGCCCCACCCAGCCUUGUCACGCUCACCGUGUCGUCCUGAGCAACGGUUCGGAUGGGGAGGGAAGGUGGUUGUGUUGCCGGGGCAUCGGGGUUGGGAGGGCAGGUGGGACACCCACAAAAAAACCCAUAAAAGCUUCUACACAACCGGUCAUGUGACUUCGGGGGCUGACUCACUCUGAUUCUAACAGUGUUCAUUCUUAGUGUCGUUGCCACCUACUUACCCACCACCCACCCACCCACACCUCUCUGGAUACAGCCACUCUAAGGUCACUGCUCUGCUUGCGAUAUAUGUGAAGCGCUUUGUUGAAGCUUUACCUAGACCUCAGUCACUUCCAUCUCGCCUGCAUUUAGUUCCCCCAUGCUGGUGUUCAUUUGUUUCCUUACUUAACAGAUUUCGUUCGCGCCUCUGUUUUUCAGUCUGUGUACGUGUGUCGUCUUUUCUCUACUUAUGAAAAAAACCUGACAAGAACAGAAAGUUGCGAAGAAAAAAAAGCUAUUUACUUAAAUCUAUAAGUAAACUGACUGAAUGCAGAACUAGGUGGGGGUAUCACAUACGCAUACAGGGUGUGAGCAUGUAAUUUCAAUGUUUGGGAAGCAGGUUAGGGCCACCCCCACAAACCCCCAACACUGAACUGUUCAUGUUCGUCACAUGACCUGCUCUCCGUUGUGAUCAGGAUCCCUCCAUGACUCAUAAAUCCUACGGCUCUCCUCCCAUGUCCACAUGUUUCUGUUUUGUCCCAUGAUCUUCUCUCUUGCUGUUCCUCCUUUGCUCAUUUUGUGUCGUCCCUCUCGCUACUUUUGCGAUGGAAA
Messenger RNA from Xiphophorus maculatus (southern platyfish), 6122 nucleotides. It is a transcript of the gene atp2b3b, whose product is annotated as ATPase plasma membrane Ca2+ transporting 3. The transcript has 25 exons. Gene Ontology annotation, cellular component: membrane; intracellular membrane-bounded organelle. Gene Ontology annotation, biological process: regulation of cytosolic calcium ion concentration; calcium ion transmembrane transport. Bases 1204 to 5067 code for a protein of 1287 amino acids. The record is from RefSeq and is a predicted model, not a curated record. Lineage: Eukaryota; Metazoa; Chordata; Actinopteri; Cyprinodontiformes; Poeciliidae. Gene Ontology annotation, molecular function: ATP binding; ATP hydrolysis activity; PDZ domain binding.